AACGUUUGAUACAAACGUUUCAGGUCGUCUUGCUUUAUGAAGACUUGACGGAGCAAUCGCGCAUUGACUCGUGAUGGGGAGAGUUUUCCUUGUUUCGUUUUACGAUCAACUGAGUUUCGUGAGUCACGCGCAAAGAGAGUUUCUUUCUUCGAUCGAUUUCUUUAGUUAAAUAAAAUGAGUGGCAUUGUGGAAGUAGUUGGGACUUUUAAUUGGAAAGCUUGCGAGAUUUUGUCAAAUUGCAAUUGAGAUCGAAACUUUCGACAAGUUAUAAAGCUAUAUCUUUAAGUAGGUAGGUAUUUAAAUUCUGAAUCUUUCCUGAAUUCUGAAGUUAAGAAAAUUACGUAUUCGAAGGCAAAUGACUUGAAUAAUAAGGACGAAUAUCGAAACUUGAAAAAAUAUUUCAAGCCAGGAAAAUAACAGAUUCACCGAUGCACUCACUUCAGAGUUUAGUUUCUACUAUUUGAAGUAAUAUUUCACCUACUGGUUUAUUCUAGAAGGUUGAGAAAAGUGGUCUUUUGAGAGAAACAAGGGCCCCGAUCAGAUCUGCUUAGAACAGAUAGACUUAUUCCACUAGCUCCACUGUCAGUAGUACGAGUCGUUUUUAGUCAGACCAUCGAACAGAAAAUAUUCCCAAAAUAAAGCAGAUUGGUUUCAAAGUUGACCAAUACAAUCAUUGCAUUCGUGUCUCAUUACAGUGCUAAUGAAGUUUCAAAAUAUUUUAUCCAACACAUACAACACGGAUAUAAAACUUUUCAAUGAUCUACGAUGGCGUGAGAGCGAAAUAUCCCUCGGUUCUCGACAGAGUACAACCCGUAAGGGGUGACGUGAGCCUGCCAAAUCUAGGUCUCUCGCCGGAAGACAGGAAUCUGUUGCUGAAGAAAGUGAACAUAGUGUUCCACAUCGCUGCCACGGUAAGAUUCAACGAGCCGCUGAGGUCGGCUGUUAAUAUGAAUACGAAAGGCACUGCUCGUAUCAUCGAACUGUGCAAGGAACUGAAACACGUAAUCAGCAUCGUCCACGUUAGCACAGCUUACAGCAACGCGAAUCUACCGCAAAUCGAGGAGAAAGUAUACACCACGAGUUUGGAACCUACUACGGUGAUCAACAUGUGUGACAAACUGGACAUCGAAUUGAUCAACAUGUUAGAGAAAAAGAUCUUGGAAAUUCAUCCGAACACGUACACGUUUACGAAGAAUCUCGCAGAGCAGAUUGUAGCUAGCGACAGCAAAGGUUUGCCAGUUGCGAUAGUACGACCAAGUAUAAUCGGUGCCUCGCUGGAAGAACCGUGUCCUGGCUGGCUAGAGAAUAUCUUUGGAGUUACAAAUAUCUUUCUGCAAAUCAGCAAAGGUUCUGCGAAAGCUAUAUGGGGCAGGAAGGACGCGAGAUUGGAUGUAGUACCUGUGGAUUUCGUAGUCGACACGAUAAUGUGCGCUGCAUGGCACGUCACCCUACAUCAUAGCGAUAAUGAAGUAAAGGUUUACAACUGCACGAGUAACGCGUACCCUCUUAAAUGGGGUCAGAUGAAAGAUGCCAUCGUUAAAUGUAGCAUAGAAACGCCGCUGAACGGUACGCUAUGGUACCCGGGUUGUCCGAUGAUAGCUAACAGAUAUAUUUACAACGCCCUCAACCUAAUCCUGAACGUUCUGCCUGCGUUCGUCAUAGACAUCUUUUUAAGAUUUCGCGGUAAUAAACCAAUAAUGAUGAAAAUUGUCAAAUAUUGCCAUCAACUCAUAACAGUGACAGCGUAUUUUACCAUGCACGAAUGGACCUUCCAAAGGGAUAACAUUACCGACAUGGUAAAGAAAGUGAAAACGUUGAAAGAUGGCAAUGUCGUGAAACUAGACUUGCAGGAUAUGAAUUGGGAGAAAUAUAUAGCAACAUACAUGAUGGGAAUUAAGAAAUUCAUUCUGAAAGAAGAUCUUGCAUCUAUGGAUGCUGCCAGACAACGAUUAUCAAAGUUGUAUUGGAUACAUCAGACAGCUCAAAUAUCCGCUAUAAGCUUUUUACUAUGGAUAAUAUUACGUGUUACGUACUAAUCAUUUAAACGUUAUUCCUUCUAUUUAAAUGAAAAAAAAAGUAAAUAAGAUUUUAUGAAAAAAAGGAUUCAUCAUCCGCUUCAUUUAUAAUCAGGUCACUUCAUUUAUAAUAUUGCAUGUUUUGUCUACAAAAUUUUAAUAAGGAUACAUGUAUUUAUACGCAUACGCUUUGAAAUUUGUAAACAAUUCAUACAUGACAAUUUCUAUACUUCAUGCUGUUUGAUGUACAAUAUUUGCGAAUUCUUGUGUGUUAUCUUUGAAUACACGUAUCUUCGAAGAUCCUUCCAUUAAAUUAAAACGCAAAAUAAAAUAUGCUGAAAUAUUUAAUUAUUAAUUUGUUCGCAAAGAUUCUACGUCAUGCCUUUGUAUAACGCUAAGCAACAAAACAUAAUUAUAUAGGGAAAGAUAAUAAUAUAUACAACUAAUAUUUUGUAUAUUAUAUCUAUUUGCGAAAUAUAAACAUUUUUCCGCAUGAUAAUACAAA
Messenger RNA from Bombus pascuorum, 2520 nucleotides. RefSeq names its product putative fatty acyl-CoA reductase CG5065. Gene Ontology annotation, cellular component: peroxisome. NCBI's taxonomy places the organism in Eukaryota, Metazoa, Arthropoda, Insecta, Hymenoptera, Apidae. Gene Ontology annotation, biological process: long-chain fatty-acyl-CoA metabolic process. Gene Ontology annotation, molecular function: alcohol-forming very long-chain fatty acyl-CoA reductase (NADP+) activity. The transcript is spliced from 9 exons. The coding region runs from base 756 to 2036 and encodes 426 amino acids. The record is from RefSeq and is a predicted model, not a curated record.